Lymnaea stagnalis (great pond snail) is the source of this 10060-nucleotide messenger RNA. The record is from the annotation of a GenBank genome assembly. NCBI's taxonomy places the organism in Eukaryota, Metazoa, Mollusca, Gastropoda, Lymnaeidae.
GGAUUAAAUAUAACUGUCGAUCAAACAUCUAUUACAAAUUAUUAUUAUUUUCAGUUUGGAAUUUAAUUGUGAGAAAUACCUGUAAAUUAAUUAAUAUAUGUUACAAUCUUAUUUUUGAAUCCCGUCAGGUUCAUUAUCUUAAAAAAAAAAAGUGAUCCGGAAUUUAAAGAAUAAGCGAAAGAAAGAGAAAAAUAAUAUUAAUUAAAAAGAGCACACAACUCAUUGAACGGUAAGGGGUAGUAGACAAAUUAAUAGUAAUAAUAGUAAUAGGGCCUUGUAAUACUUAUUUACAAUACGAACAAGGGUAUAAUUAAUAUCCUAUUUGUCAUAGUUUAAUUUAGGCACGAACAUCGUACACCGAGGCCGAGGCGGUGUUCUCUUCUUCACUAGUGACACUACUGACUACUACUACUACUAUUACUACUACGACUACUACUACUACACUACUACUAAGUACUAUUAAUUACUAGUAAUUACCAGGCUAGUACUAAGGCAAGGACUUAGUAGUCUAGUACUAGGAUAAGAGUUCGAGUGAUGAUAGAUAGUAGUAGUAGUGAAGAUAGAAUUGGGUGAUGGUGCCGUAUAAUAAAAAAAGUGCCAUGCCAUACAUUAGGCUAAUUUAAUUUAGGUUUUUAGGCUAAUUUGGAGAGAUAGCACCAUGGCGUCAUUUGCGUGUUGUGUCCGUGGUUCCGAUAGGGCAUAGGGUCAAAACCCUGGUUCCGAUAGGGUCAAAACCAAGGUUGGGGAUAAGGGCAAAUGUGAAGAGAUAGCACCCUGGUUCCGAUAGGGUCAAAACCCUGGUUCCGAUAGGGUCAAACCCUGAUUCCGAUAGAUUCAAAUUCAAAGUAAAGAGAUUUUCAAAAUCAAGUAUUUGAUUUUGAUACCCUUGGCCUUACCGAUACAACAUCGAUGUGCGCUUGAUAAUUAAUUGCAAUUCAAUAUUUAGUAUUGGCAGCAUUACAUAAAUGUCUAAGUCUAUCAUGAAUUAAUGUAAAACUCAACAGUCAACAGUCCUGCACAAUCAGGGGUUGAGUCCAGGGAAAAUGCCAAGACCUGUUAGAACGAUUUUACGAGACCCGGUUAAAAAAGUAAAUUCUGGUGGUUUUUACUAUUUAAAAAAAAGUAAUAAUUAAAUACAACAAAGUUUUGGGUUGUUAGUUUUAGCUCCUUUUUACACCUGGUGAUUCAUAAUUAUAUUACAAAUGCACUGAGAGGGGAAAGGGAGUUGUGUUGACUUGGUAGCGUACAGGUGUGCAUGGGAGGGAUAUAGGAAGAUGUCAAAUAUUUUUAAAAGGCUAUAAAAUUGGCUCUAUAAUAGUCUAUAACAGAAAUACACAAAACAUGUUAUUUGUCAAUAGCAAAAAAUAAAUAUUUACACAAAUUAGUUCAAAAGACCCUUCUUAAACAAAAAUUGACUACUUUUGUUGUCAUCAUUGACCUUGUACUUAAUCUUCUUGAUGAAGAUUUAGUUUGCUUUUAAUUAUAUAAUUUAAUAGUAUUUUUAACAUUUGUUAUCGUUUUUAAAAAUAACUUGAAAUAUGUUAUAUUUUAUGACAUUUGUGUAAUCUUGAGUUAAUAGAUAAAAAUGUAUUAGAAUAAACUCACAUUUUUCAGAAUGAAUUUGUCAGCAGAUGCAAAGUAAUUUUAAUCUUUAACUUAUAAAUAUUCCAAGCUUAUGAUCUACCUGUAAAAUGUCACUCUAUGAUGACUUAGACAUAAAGGAAGAUGCUGGGAGUGCAAAAAUCACAAAGUCCUCCGUUGUGUGUAAGUUUGAAUAAAUUUUCUCUAUUAAUAUUUUAUGGAUUUUUUAAUAGUUUUUAUAGUUUAUAAAAAAUAAUGCAUUUUAUUUAGUUGUUAACAUUUUGCAGAUUCAAUACAUCACCACUUGGCGCAGAAUAUUUCUUUCUCUAAGGGUGUCUUUUAUUAAAAAAAGCUGACUCCCUAAUAAAGAUGUAUUACUUCUACUUUAUCCUGCAAAGAUAACUCAAUUUAUGAUUCAAAUUUGGUACUACUUGGGUUUUAUUUGAAUGUUUAAAAUAAUACAUUGCUUUACAUGAGAACUUUUUUUAUUUUGUGCUGUGUAAUUAUUAUUCAUAAUCUUGUUGCUUAAGCAUUUUAUGAUUAUAACUUUUUUUUAUUAGUGGGAUAUCAAAAUAUCAUUAAACUUUGCAACUGUACAAAUAUCAGUAAGGUUCUAAAAAUUGUAUACAAAAUUAUAUAUGUGGUUCAAAUGUGUAAAGCAGGGGUUCUCAAAGUGGGGUGGUACUUGGUGAUACUGCGCAUAAGUUUGACUACUUAUAAAUUAAAGAAAAUGUCACUGUCAAACACAGGUUGUUACUAAAAGGUACCUAAUAUCUUGACUUUUUAUUUUUUCAUCCAUCGCCAACAUCUGGUGGAAAUAAACUGAAUUAGCUUUCACAAUCCGAGAGUGUAGAUUGUUUUAAGAAGCUAUUUGAAGCUGUGGAAUAUUUUAAUAAAGACAAAUGCUUCUCUCAGUGCUGAUCCCUAAGUCAUCAGUCACAACUAAGUUAUUGCCAGAAAUAUUUGAAGAUUUCAUUGAAAUCAAUUUACAUUGGCUGCAAGCUUAUGCCAUUCUGAAUAAACUCUACUUUCUUUUUUAAAUUUACUCUGCUCUGUUCAUUAGGGAUAUUUGCCAAUAUUUAAGCCCGUCUGACCUAGAAGAGAAAAUAAAAGAGGAAGAGGGCUACAACAUGGUAAAGUACGUGGCGUCACGAGGUAACUCAGUUCAGUAAACUCUGGGUGCCACCUUCCUCCUUUUCAGCCUGCCAAAUUGACCUCACUAAGACUAGUUGCUCUGGGGACACCCUCUUCUGGUGGCAACAUUUUCUGUUUCCAACCUGAUCUGAUGCAACCUUCUCCCGCGGCAAUCUACUCUGAUGGCAAUAUGCUUUGUCUCGUGACACCCUCUUCUGGUGGCAACAUUUUCUAUUUCCAACCUGAUCUAAAACAACUACUUUGAUUGGUACCCUGCUCUUUCUCUUCUGGGGUGAACCUGGUAUAGCUGUAGCCUGAUCUUGUGAUAUCCUUAUCUGGUGCCUGCUGCUCAUGUAUUUAACUGCGUUCUGUUUUAAAAUGGACUUAAGCGGUUAUGGUCCAAUUUGCAAUUUUCCUGUGAGGGUGUCAUCCGUUGCGAUCCGAACCCCCAGUGAUGCCAGCUGCUGAAAAUAUAUUGUGACCAUUUUAAUAUAGUACAUGACAUUGUGUAUGAACGAUUUUAUGGUCUUCUUUAACCUGAAAUUUAAGAUUGGAUAAUAAAUCUAUUUUGAUGAUUGACUAAUUCAAAGUUGAAGCCAUAGCUCAGAAAAAAUCCUGCUUAAAGUUUCAGCUUCAGAAGACAAUAUCAUAUCAUUAUUAUAUACAUUGGAAAGUAUAAUCCACAUAUUUGAAAGUUUAUUUAAGUGUGAUUAAAUAUAACACUAUUACAUUUGCAUCCUUAAAGAGUUGGGCUAAAUACUUUCCUGAAUAUCUUUUUGGGAAAACACAGGGGUGUGCUGGGGCUGUGUUAAUGGUGCCAGGGGGCAGUAGCCAAAACUUUUUUGAGAAUUACCUGUGUAAAGUGUCAGACAAGAGUUCUGCUUGUAAACUUCCAUUGCUUGUAGGCUAUUUAAAUAAUUUCCUUGUUAAAAUUUUUUUCAGCUGGUUGGUCACCUGGCUACAAGCUACUGGCAUCAACACUACAGGCCAAAAAGGCAUCAACAUUGCAGCAAAAGGUACAUGUACUAGCAUUCCUAAACAUUCAAAAUAUCAUUAAAUUUGUUAAAACAAUUAUGCAGGAAUAGUAGCAGUGUAAUAUAGUACAUUAUCAUUGAAAGUGGAAAAGGGGUUGGGGAGGGGGACAGUGGUCACCAGGCACUUGAAGUAUUUUGCAACAUUGAGGGAUGAGACUUAUGAAUGUUAUUAGAUUUUGUUCAGGAGCUCGCAGUCUAAAAACCUUGUAAGCAGUGUUUCUGUCAGACAGUUAGCUCAGGGGUGUUGGGGGGGGGGGGGGGGGGGGGGGGGAUCUGUUAGCUCAGGGGUGUUGGGGGGGGGGGGAGGGGGGUCGAAUCAGAUAUUCAGGUGGGUAGAGCCAUUGGCCUUCUAUUAAUUUUAUGGAGGGGAAGAAUUUUUGGCCUUCUGCAUAGUUUUUAUCAUUAAAGGGGGCACAAAAGUCUUGCCCAGGGUGGCACUUUACCCUAGCUACGCCACUAGGCGACCAGGAUCACCUAUAACUCCACUCCUUUGGCCCAACAUAACCUAAAUUAAUAUUAGUUGAUGGCUUGCUUUAGGUCCCGGCUAAGUUUUACCCUUGAAUCUGUAUAGCCAAAAUAUAUAUAUAAAAUUAAAGGAAAAUAAUAUAUUUUUCAGUUAAGAAAAUCAUCAUGCUUACUAACGUCUAGUGAUGUUUAUUUUAAGAAAAGGCCAACACUGUCAUUUUGAGUAGGUUAGGUGGGCAGAAAGUGAGGGCAGCGAUGGCUACGGAGCAAAAAUCAAGGGGUGCUAUCUGGGUACACCUGAUUGUCACAUACUGUUAUGGUUUUGACGAUUUCAUAUGUUUUAAGAUUUGACUUGUAGAACAAACAAUGUGUAACAAAGGACUGAGAAAAGCAGUAUGCAAAAAAAGCGUUAUAAAAACUAGGGAUACUAACAAUAUUCAAUUAAAUUAUAUUAUUAAAUUUCUACAAAAAUACAAAUUCAAAUACAGAAGCAAAAAGCUAUAUCAACUUACAAUACUGGAAACCAGGUGGCCUAUAUUUAGGGAUUAAAUCAGAACCAUCUAAUAAAGAAAUUCUAGAAAUUGCACCGCCUAAUAGUAUUCUUUAGAGCAAAUAGAAUGCAUUGGAACGUAAACAACCUUUCCCAAUCAAGGGCUGGGUAGGUAAUGAAUGACACAGCACAUGUACUGGGUGGCCGAGUGGUCUAAACUGAGCAAUUCUCAAGUUGAUUGUCUGGAGUUCAAUACCAGCCAAGCCCAGUUAAGCAAUAACUUCACCAGCACUCCAGGUAGAUGGGACUCGUUAACCUUGGAUGGCAACCCAUUUAAGAGAAUGAAACUCUGAAAUCAAACCCGUAGGUGGGAAAACAUCCCGUCAACUGCGACGCCACUGGUGCCAAGCUCUAUCAUCCAAAUGAUCAUUUGAUGUUCCCUUGGGUUAUCCAGCUAGUAGGAAAGGUCAUGAUAAAUGAAUUACUAUGCAAUAGAUGUGUCACAAUGGACAGGUAGCUGGUGUCACUUAAAAUUUCAGAAGGGACUAAGGAUAUAAGUUUGAUGGAUAUACUAACAUGUGCCCAAAUGGUGGAAAGAGUCGCACAUAUUUUGGAAGAGACCAACCGGAAUUAAAGUUGGAUAUGAGAUGUGAUAUAAAGCAAUUAAAGAUACAUGUUUUUAUAUUGUCAAGUAAUAUUUUAUUUUUCUACAGAGAACAAGAACAAGUCAUUUAGCACCUGUUGUGGACCUAAAAAAACAUGUUGAUCCCGAUGCACCAAUGCAGUUUAAUAUGCAGACAGGAAAGGUAAAAAUUUCCAAAAUUACUUCGAGUCUCUUGUAUAUUAAGAAUUCCUGAAAAGUGUUGUAACUGGAACAUUUUGAUCAUAGUCUCCAAAUGGCUCUUUCUGGAGGGUUUAAGUUUAAGGCAUAAACUUCCUCUGUUUAAAUUACUAAAAAUGUUUCCUGAUAAUUAAAUCCCUUUGUUACCACAGGUUUUUACUUUUUUAGUGCUGUUUGGUCAGGACAGUUGACAUUUUUAUUGUCAUGUUUUUUUUUAGCACAACUGUCUCAAGUUUAUUUAAACUAUAAGAAUGCGAAUUUUCAUAAAUUGUCAUGGUGCAUGAACAAAGUUUUAUAAAUAACAUAAGGUUUAACAUUGAAAAAAAAAUGUUUCCAGAUUGAGUUAGAUUAUAGUUUAAAAGCUACAGGAAGGAUUGAAAAUCGUAAAGAAAUUUUGACUGUUUUAUAACCAAUUAGUAGUUUAUGCUGCACUUUCUCUCUUUAGUUGCAGAUGUAACCUAGUUUAGCUGGCAUUUCUUAAGCUUUUAGUUUUAUUUAUGAAUUAUUUAAAUUUUUAAAAGUUGAGAUCUUUGGUUCUAAGAUUUUCACAUUAAUAAUUUUUUUUGUGGUGUCAUUAGUGGUUGUUUUAUGAUGAGAAUUGUGUUGAAAAUGCAACAUAAUGUUAAUAAUCAUCAUCUAUUCUUCAUAACUAAAGCUAUAACCAUUUACUGUUUAACUCACUUGGCUCUGUGUUUUAUCCAUCAGCUGGAGAGAGUCAGCCUGCCACCCAUUCAGCCUCAGGCCUCGAUUGCUGUUGCACCUAUCACCCCCUCGUCAACCUCACCAUUUAUUCCCAUGGAGCCCACUCCUUCCAUCACAGGAGUGGCUGAUGAAUACGACCCUUUCAGACCAAAUGAAUAUGAUGAGGUUGUCAAGAAAAUAAAGGAUGAUAAAGAAAAAGAAAGGGAUAAGGACCGUAGAAGAGAUGAUAGGCGUGACAGGCAGGAGAGAGACAGAAGGGAAGAAAGGGACAGAGAAAGGGAUAGGGACAGAGAUAGAGAGAGGUAAAGCAAACAAUUAUUUCAAAAUUUGUGUCAAGAAAAGUCUAAGGUUUGCUUGCCCCAACUCAAAAUGUUACGUUUCAUACAUUUUUUUAUAUUGUUAACAGACUACACAUUCUUUCUUGAUGAGAGUAAGACUCACUUAAAAGAUAGUUAACCAUGCUUCUAACAUUGUAAAUGUAAAUAUGAAAUCAAAUUAAUAGAUACAUUUUUAAAAUUGACUUCAUCUUGGUAGGAGGCGACAAGAACGGCGUAUAGAAGAGGAUGAUGACACAGAAUUUGAAAGAAUGAGAAAGAGAAGAGCCGCAGAAGAUGAGGAGGAAGAGAUAGAUCGUACAAAGAGUAAGCACUAUGUAUAUAUGAGUUGUGUCCAUUAGGCAAGUACAGAAAAUCAAAUUUGCCAAGUACUGAUUAAUCUGCUUUGCUUCAGUGGCCUCCGAUUAUUUAAUAUGUAAAUAAUUCUUCAAUAUUAGCUUUUGGUAAACAGGAGGAUCAUGUGAUGGUUGUCUCGUUUGAGUAAAAAAUGGCAAUAGCAAUCAAUUGCAAAAAUGGCUGAAAAAUCUGUGCCACUCUGGCUUCCACCUCUAUGGAAAUAUAUCCUGGCAUACAUUAAAAUGUUUCUUAUUAACUAUUUAAGCACUGAGAAAUAACUAAAAUAAAUAUCCCCCCCCCCCCAAUUUAUUAAAAAAAAAAAAAAAAAAAAACCCCCCCCCCCCCCCCAUUUAUUAAACAAAACACAUUCAUUAGAAAUGAAAUGUAAGUGGACCUCACCUUAAAUUGGUCGACUAUGUAUACAUUUUAAGUAUUUCAAAUGUAUUUGAUGUAUAAUUUUAUAUUUUUCAGGGGCAGGUGCCGCUAUUGCACCCCCAACUGCUCUUUUGGAGGAACCACCAGUCAACCCAGAUGGUGAGUACUUUUGGUUUAAUUGAAAAAUUGGAUAUACCUGUCCUCCUCAUCCUCAUGUCCCUUAGUCCUUGGACCAUUGGGGUGCCACAGAUGACAUGUGAACCAUCCUCCUCCAUUCCUCUCUGUCUUCAGCAAUACGCACUGCAUCGCCUAGUGUUAGUCCUGUCCACUCUUUGAUGUUAUCCUCCCAUCUUUUUCUUUGUCUUCCUCUUCUUCUCCCUCCUCUUGUAGUGCCCUGCAAUAUUUCUUUGGCAAGCCCUUGUUUCCUUGUUACAUGGCCGCACCAUUGUAGUUUGCGUUUUUUCACAUUCACCAGUAGGUCAUCGUACUCCCUAAUUGCCUGACAACCCUUUCUUUCACUGUAUCAUCGGAGAUAUGGUCCCUAUAGCAGCUGCCAAAAAUGCUUCUGAAGCAUCUCAUCUCCACCACCUUUAUUUUCCUUUCAAGAUCGGCUGUUAAUGUCCAGGAUUCGCAGGCAUACAGGAAAAUGGAGAGGACUAAUGAGCACAUCAGCCUGAUUUUGGUGCUGGGGGCUAUAUUUUUGUCAUUCCAUAUUUUCUUGAGCUUCUGUGGGAUCCCUUAAAUGUUGAGUUUUCAAUGGCUUUUUAAAUAACAGAAAAAUGAACAUAUUUUUUUUGUGUUAGGUAUUGAAAAUGUGUUAAGAAUUUUAAAAUUCAUUUUUAACAUUUGUGUUUUCAGUUUUAGGUGAACGUCCCAAAUCCCCAACCAUGGGUAUGGCAAUGAUGUAAGUCUCAAAGAUAAAUAUAAGGUUUUGCUGAAAUUUGUAAAAAAAAAUCUUUUUACGUUUAAAUUUUAAACUUACUCUUACAUCUUUGCAGUAAAAAGUUUAUUAGCUUCGUUAACAUUUACAAAAAAUACUUUUUUGUGAAAAUUUUUUGUAAGUUUAAAGACUACAUUCUGGGAUUAUUGAAAUUUGUUAAAUGUGCACCCCAGGGGUUCUGUGGCAUCUAAAAUUAUGGCCAAGUAUGGCUACAAAGAAGGUCAAGGUCUAGGCAAGUCGGAGCAAGGGAUGAGCACUGCAUUGUAUGUAGAGAAAACAAGCAAGAGAGGUGGAAAAAUUAUUCACGAAAAGGAUAUUCCUAAAGGUAAUAAACAGAAAUUAAUGUGCUUUUUCUCAACCCCUAAAAUAUGCUUGAUUCUAAUGUUUCAACUUUUCUUGUAUAUCUGUAUAAUCUGUUUUAUUAGAUGAGGGCAGAACAAAAAAUAUUUUGGGUUCCUUUGAAGUUUAGUAGCCAGAUUUUCAAUCUGCAAUACCAUUAGGCCACACAGUUUUUACAUUUAUGGGUGUUAGGUGGGGAGCAAAUAUGACCUAAGCGAAAUAUAUGUUUUAUAGAUAAUCUUAUCUAUCAAAAUAGUGAAAGUCAGCUAGUCAUUCAAUUUCAUCGGGAAAUUUUUUUUUGAUUGAAUGUAAUACAUUGUAAAUUUUCUUUUGCUCUUCCACAAUUUAGGGUUAAGUUGCUUAACUUUUUUAUGAAAGCAUGUUAUGAUCAUGCUUAUAAAUUAUAGUUUCCUUUCUUUCACAGAGCCUCCACCUUCAAACACUAAUUUGCUGAAAAAUCCAUCAAAAGUUAUUUUACUCCAGGUAAAUUUAAAAUUAAAAUAACACAAGGGCUGAAUUGAAUUUCUGUUUAAAAAGGGCAGACAUUUGCAGUUUUAACCACUCUUCCUCUUAUCAUCAUUACCACCAUUCUGAGGACCUAGGAUGUCAUAAACAUAUUUUAGAAUAAAUCAUUUAAGAAAAUGCAAAUAUAUUUCAAAAGGACUAGAAAAGACUAUUCACAAAAUUUAAAUUUACCUUUGCAGAACAUGGUAGGGCCUGGUGAAGUUGAUGAAGAAUUAGAACCAGAGACAGCAGAAGAGUGUACCAAAUAUGGCAAAGUCAACAAAUGUGUUAUCUUUGAGGUUUGCAAUAUAUAUAUUUUUGUUUUUUAUUAAAAUUUUUUAUAAAAAUGUGUUAAAUGCAAUAGUUGUUGGUAUUUUUGGGGGGCACUUGAUUACAAGUGAAAAUAGUUUCUCUUCACAAUUUUUGUAAAAACUUGUUUGCAUUCAUUCAUUCAUUAAAGUCUAAUAUUACCCUGAGCAUGCAAUUUAAUCUCAUUUUAAUGUAAAUUUUUGUUCCCUCAGAUACCUGAAGCUUGUGAUGAAGAAUGUGUUAGGAUAUUUAUUGAGUUUGAAAGAAUGGAAUCAGCCAUCAAAGGUAGUUUUGCAUUUUUAAAUCAAAUUAAUUUGAUAUGUGUGCAAAUCUAUUUGAAAAUUUUAUAUUAAAAUAUAAUGCUCUGUCAAUAGGAAAGUAACACUAAAUCAGAAUAAAACUACUUAAGAUAAUAUAUGUGUGUUCUUUUGUUUCUAUGCAGCACUGGUUGAUUUAAAUGGCAGAUUUUUUGGAGGCCGAGUUGUCAAAGCCUGCUUUUACAAUUUGGACAAAUUCAGACGAAUGGACUAUAGUGGAAUUGUUGAUUAAAUUUAAUUGAUGUAUUUGCUUUUUGUUGGAAGUAUUUUUUUAGACUUUGUAAAUAGAUGUCAAUAUAAAAAUCACAAUCUUAUAACACUUGUUUUUGUGAUUGGUUUUGUGGAAAUGUAUGCAGAC